AUGACCUUUAAAUGUCUCAGUAUGGAACGACCCGAGUUUAACGAAAUUGUACAAAUUAAUAUAAGGUUCACAUCGAACACAACUGAACACACACCCACGCGCGUUAAUUGGUGUAUUUCUUUGCAGACGUUUUCUACCGCGGCACCUAGACCACUGUUUCGUGUAGGCCCGAGACGUAGGAACUCCACCUUUGCGUCGUCCACGACAACGAUAACGACGAGUCGAACGACAUCCUCGCCUUAUUUGCCGACCGCGACUAAGAUCGGUCGCAGAAAACCCAGCAGCGAGCUUUUAGAAAGUCAAGUUACAACUACACAAACGCCGACGCCUAUCAACACGAGAUUCAAAUUUGUUUCUAGAAAAAACGUUUUGAGGACCGCAAUCCCUAAGAGAGUGACAAAAAAUAAGGAAUCUGACCAGACGUUGGAAUCUAGCAAUCAACAGUCUCAAGAAAAGAACAGAAACAGCGAAGAAAUAAAAAAAUUAGCGGACGUCGCCCUAGCUCUGCAGAGCGUGCAAAGUGCGCCUGCGCCCGGUAGAAAGAGGCCUAAAACAACGAGAAUAGGGCCGGACUUAGCCACAACCAGAGCAGUAGCGGCGAAUUCGUAUACGACCGCCGCGCAAGACUUUUAUACGACUUCUGUCAUAAAAGAUAUCACAAUUUCGCCACACGUUAAUAAGAAAGACGUGGCUCCAUUGGCACAGUUGCCAAGCAGAAGCAAGUAUCGGUACUCCAGCAGUUCAACUCCUUUGAUACUAAUAACGACACCGAGAGCUGACGUCAGAAGGCGAAAACCUUCCGUGCAGGUGUUCGACAAAAUUAAUGCUUUUGAUGAAGCAAAUACGUACAGGCCUUUAUCUGAAUACGAUUAUUACGACGACCUGCAAGCGAGUAUACUGUCGAGAAUACCAGAACACAGCAAGGUUUUAGUGCACAGCGACGGCAGGAUCGAGUGCUUGGAUCAGGGCAAUUUCCCGCAUCCCGUAUCAUGCAAGAAAUUCAUCUCCUGCGCCAAGAUGGAGAACGGAAAAGUCAUCGGCUGGGAGUACACGUGUCCCAAAAAUCUCAGUUUCGAUCCCAUAGGCGGCAUGUGCAACUGGUCCGCUGGAUUAGGCUGCGUCGAAUAAGAUUACAUCAUUCAGAAUCAUUAAUAAAAAAAUAUUUAUUGAAGAAUACGAGGGUUGCUAUUUGUAUUUCUGACUUAGUGAAAAAACAAAAAAUAUGAUCACAACUGGUUUCAUAUUUUUGCAUGCGUUUGAACCAAUUUUCAAACCGUUUUUCCAUUCUGAUUACGCUACCUUCAAAACUUGGUUUUGGAAUGCAGAAACGGCUUUUUCAAAAUCCGAGAAAUGUUGGACGCGCAAUUUAUUUUUGACAUACGGAAAAAACCAAUUGAGUGCCAAAUCCAGGGCUGUCCUGCGAAUAAUGAUUUGAUGAUUCGGAUGGUUAAGAAUACCUUCGUCUGAGCCGAUGGUGGUGUACCAUUCAGAAUUGACCGACUUUCUUUGCUUCAGGCUACUGUUGAUAGGUAACAACGGGUAACCGUUGAUGUACUUCUUCCGAGAACUAUUGUUAGAUUUGGCUCAACUUGAAGGAUCUAUUACAGUCGGUCGCUGUUUUGUUCCGGACUUAUCUCCAAAGAUCCGUGAUUCAUCACGUCAUAUUAUACAGCUUUCGAUACACCUUGGCUGUAUUUUUUCAAUAUUUCCUUGCAUCAAUCGAUUCUUUUAAGUGUUUCUUAGAUUAUGUGGGAUCCAACAAUCCACAAUUUUUUUUAGGGCAAAAUUUUCAUGUAAUAUCCUAUGGAUGCUAGUCUUACUUAAGACCAAAGAUGCCACUAUCUCAGGAUAUGCCCGCUAUGCUUUAUUAGUUCCCGCACAGGGUCAACAUCAUGGAAGUCGUCCUGAUGCGUUAUAUCAGUUGAUGUCAGAUGGCGCUUGACACCACUUACUGUUACCUAGACCAGAAAUACAAGUAGCAACAAAUUGUACGCGGCUGUAGACAAGGGAAUAAGGCUGUAGUAACAUGUGAUCGUUAUAGGGUGCCUACAACGCUGACACAAGUUUUUUCUUGUAAUAAUUGUAUAUACAGAAGCUAGAUUAGGUUUUAAAUAGAUUACCCAAAUUUCUAGAUAUUUUGUAAAUAUUUUUUAUCGUUUAAUAAAAUCGAAUUUUAUUUAACGUUAAUUUUAUGAAAGAAGAAAGAAGCCGACCACAAAAGUCAGAAUUCGGCGCCAACUUUACAAUACGAGCCCUAACAACUAAUUAUUCGGACGCUGUACGAAAUAAUAAGAAAACAUAUUUAUACUUAUUUUAAAUUGAUUUUUUUUGCCUUUUCGACAGAAAAAUGAAA
Cylas formicarius (sweet potato weevil) is the source of this 2353-nucleotide messenger RNA. RefSeq lists its product as uncharacterized. The record is from RefSeq and is a predicted model, not a curated record. NCBI's taxonomy places the organism in Eukaryota, Metazoa, Arthropoda, Insecta, Coleoptera, Brentidae. The transcript is spliced from 6 exons. Bases 1 to 1128 code for a protein of 375 amino acids. Gene Ontology annotation, molecular function: chitin binding. Gene Ontology annotation, cellular component: extracellular region.